Brachypodium distachyon (stiff brome) is the source of this 2428-nucleotide messenger RNA. RefSeq names its product probable metal-nicotianamine transporter YSL9-like (gene YSL9). Lineage: Eukaryota; Viridiplantae; Streptophyta; Magnoliopsida; Poales; Poaceae. Gene Ontology annotation, cellular component: plasma membrane. Gene Ontology annotation, molecular function: iron-nicotianamine transmembrane transporter activity; oligopeptide transmembrane transporter activity. The record is from RefSeq and is a predicted model, not a curated record. The transcript is spliced from 8 exons. The coding region runs from base 198 to 2189 and encodes 663 amino acids. Gene Ontology annotation, biological process: response to iron ion; seed development.
UGAGCACAAACUUGGACGCCUUUAUAUAUAUAAGCAGUGCUGUGACACUGCUGUAGUCCACUGUGCUUCGCCCUUCAUCGGACGGAUCCAUCGACGAACGACGACUCCCGCCACCGCCAGCCGGGUGCUUCCUCACCGGCAUCGACCAGGAAGCAGCAGAGAACUAAGGAGGCGGAGGGAGCAAACCCCAGCCCGAGAUGGCGCUCCACCAGCGGGAAGCCGGCGGGGGCAAGGAGGAGAAAUCCGCCAUGUACGGCGACUCCUCCGAACCGGGCCCGCGCCACGGCAGCGUGCCGCCGUGGAGGGAGCAGCUGACGGUCCGCGGCCUUCUGGUGAGCAUCGCCGUCGGCACCAUGUACAGCGUCAUCGUGAUGAAGCUCAACCUCACCACGGGGCUCAACCCCACGCUCAACGUCUCCGCCGCGCUCAUCUCCUUCGUCAUGCUCCGCGGCUGGACGCAGGCGCUGGCCCGCCUCGGCGUCGCCGUCCGCCCGCUCACGCGCCAGGAGAACACCGUCGUCCAGACCUGCGCCGUCGCCUGCUACAGCAUCGGCGCCGCUGGUGGAUUUGGGUCCUACCUGCUUGGGCUGAACAAGAAGACCUACGAGAUGGCCGGGGUGGACAUGGAAGGCAAUGUGGGCCACAAGGAGCCCCGAAUUGGUUGGAUGAUCGGCUUCCUCCUCACGGUCAGCUUCGUGGGGAUUCUUGCGCUCGUCCCUCUCAGGAAGGUUUUGGUAAUCGACUACAAAUUAACAUACCCAAGCGGGACUGCAACAGCCGUGCUUAUAAAUGGAUUCCAUGCCCCUCAGGGAGAUGAAGUGGCAAAGAUGCAGGUGAGCGGAUUCACAAAAUACUUUGCAAUCAGCUUCUUCUGGAGCUUCUUCCAAUGGUUUUACUCUGGUGGAGAUAAGUGUGGGUUUUCGCAGUUUCCCACUUUUGGGCUACGAGCUUGGAAACAAACAUUCUUCUUCGAUUUCAAUCUCACAUAUGUUGGGGCAGGGAUGAUUUGCCCCCACCUUAUUAAUCUAUCUCUCCUUCUCGGUUCUGUUCUCUCCUGGGGUUUAAUGUGGCCACUGAUCGGUGGUUUGAAAGGGAAAUGGUAUCCGGCAGAUUUACCAGAAAGCAGCAUGAAAAGCCUGCAAGGUUACAAGGCCUUCAUCUGCAUAGCUCUCAUCCUGGGAGAUGGCAUAUACAAUUUUGCCAAGAUUAUCGUAUCCACCACUAUGAAUCUCCUUGACAAAUCAAAACUGAAGAACACAAAGAAAGAGGAAGAUAUUCUGCCGCUUGAUGAACUACAUCGUAAUGAAGUUUUUAUGAGAGACGGUCUCCCUAACUGGCUAGCCUGCUCUGGUUACCUUGCAUUAUCAGUCGUUGCAAUAAUCACCAUUCCCUUGAUGUUCCCUGAGCUGAAGUGGUACUAUGCUGUCAUUGCUUACUUAUUGGCUCCUGCCCUGGGUUUCUCCAAUGCCUAUGGAGCCGGCCUUACUGACAUCAACAUGGCCUACAAUUAUGGAAAAGUUGCCCUUCUCAUUCUUGCUGCCACAGCUGGAAAAGAAUCUGGUGUAGUUGCUGGGCUGAUAGGCUGCGGUAUGGUCAAAAAUUUGACGUCAAUAUCUGCUGAUCUGAUGCAGGAUUUUAAAACUGGGCAUCUUACACUAUCAUCACCUAGAUCAAUGCUUAUUGCUCAGAUAAUUGGCACUGCCAUGGGAUGUAUCAUCUCACCGCUAACAUUCUUUGUGUUCUACAAUGCCUUUGACAUAGGCAACCAAGAUGGGCCUUGGAAGGCACCAUAUGCUCUAAUAUACCGAAACAUUGCAAUUCUUGGUGUUGAGGGCUUCUCAGCUCUGCCCAUGCAUUGUUUGCAGCUGUGUUAUGGAUUCUUUGGCUUUGCACUGGUGGCCAACGUUAUGAGGGAUUUCUUACCGCGUAAGUAUGGCAAAUGGAUCCCCUUACCCAUGGCAAUGGGUUUUCCCUUCCUUGUGGGCGGGAGCUUUGCCAUAGACAUGUGUGUCGGGAGCUUGAUAGUCUAUAUUUGGCGAAAGAUUGACAGGACUAAAGCAGGACAUAUGGUGCCAGCAGUUGCAUCAGGUUUUAUAUGUGGGGAUGGACUGUGGAUCUUCCCCGCUUCCUUGCUUGCACUGGCCAAGAUCACUCCACCGAUGUGCAUGGCAUUUGGUUCUACCCACUAGAGGGGUAACAUGCUCCACAGCGGUCGCAGCUCCGUGGACCAUGUCUGAAGUUGUGCAUGGUAGGGUGAAUAAGCUGAAUGAUAGAUCCACAAUGUAAAUCUGUAAGAAUUAUCUUUCAGAAGCAGCUCGUCCAAUGGCCAACUGUUGGUUUCGAGAUGUUCUGUGUAAAAGAGUAUCAUCAUAGCUCUCUUUCUUAAUCAAUGCACCGAGAGUCCGAGACACAAAGUUUUUUGCAUUUU